This is a messenger RNA of Capra hircus (goat), 3356 nucleotides long. It is a transcript of the gene WBP4, whose product is annotated as WW domain binding protein 4. The record is from RefSeq and is a predicted model, not a curated record. NCBI's taxonomy places the organism in Eukaryota, Metazoa, Chordata, Mammalia, Artiodactyla, Bovidae. The transcript is spliced from 9 exons. The coding region runs from base 1021 to 2007 and encodes 328 amino acids. Gene Ontology annotation, cellular component: precatalytic spliceosome; nucleus. Gene Ontology annotation, molecular function: RNA binding; zinc ion binding; protein binding. Gene Ontology annotation, biological process: mRNA splicing, via spliceosome.
GUGCUGUUUGUAAUAUUGUUGUAUACAAAGAAAAGUAAAAGCAGAAAGUCCUUAACUGUAAAAAGAAACGUUAUUGUAGUUUUUCUUGUAUAUUUCUGCUCUCUAGGUAGUUAAAUAUUUAAUGUAGAGCUUUAUAUUUCUAAAUGCUUAAAUUUGAAAGACAUCAUUAUCUUUGUCAUGGAAUAUGAAAACAACAAACUUUAAGCACAUUGUUAGUAUAUCAUUUAGUCCAAAUUCACCUUUUAAGACAUAAAAGGAAAGACACUAUUGAUUUUUUUUUUCACCCCAUCUCAUGCAUGUUUUUGUACUAUGUAUGUAGUAGAUAAAUGAUAGGGUAUUUUUUAGAUGUAUAUUUGUAUCCGUAUUACUUGGUAGAGGUGGAUGGGUAAAAUAAUAGUAACACCAUCUGUAACAAUGUUAUGUUUCUUUGGUAGACGUUUAUUUAUUAUUAUCUGAAAAGAGUUUGAGUAUAUUUUUCAGUUUUGUCUUUAUUUCUUCUUGAAUAGUUGCUAAAGUUCUUGACUAUCUUGUUUGAUUUUGCCCAUCCUUACCAAAAAAAAAAAAAAGUCACAAGUUUUAAAAGCUAUGCAAAUCACGAUAGCCUCUCUUCCUUGGAAGUAUGCAAGCAAUUCAGUUAAGUUUUUGAGUUAUCUAGAGAAAAUAAUUCUUUCUAGGAGUGUCUUUCUUCAUUUCCUUGAAUGGCUAAUACACAUUGAUUUAACCUUUAACUAGAAACAAUUUAUUUUUGAUUGGGCCUUUAAUAUUCUCUGUAUAGUAAAAUCAACUUUAGGAAACCAAGAUAUGAAAAAUAGAGGAUGAAUAUUUGCUUUACGAAGUCACACUUUAAAGAGGAAUUCACAGCAGUACUUUAGAGUAACUCAGCAAGUGCAUUAGAGCAUUGAAUUUCAUGAAAGAGGAAAGAAUCAUAAAGAAAAUGUGGCGAAGAGGAUCAGUGAGAUUAAACAGAAAAGCCUGGAUAAGGCAAAGGAAGAAGAAAAGGCAUCAAAGGAGUUUGCUGCAAUGGAGGCAGCUGCCCUGAAAGCAUACCAGGAGGAUUUGAAAAGGCUUGGCUUAGAGUCAGAGAUCUCAGAGCCAAGCAUGUCACCAGUAACCAGCACGGUCUCACCCACCUCUGCAUCAAAUCAGCAGAAAGAAAAGAAGAAAAAGAAAAAAGACCCUUCAAAGGGCAGAUGGGUAGAAGGCAUAACCUCGGAGGGUCACCAUUACUAUUAUGAUCUUAUCACAGGAGCAUCUCAGUGGGAGAAACCUGAAGGAUUUCAAGGAAACUUAAAAAAGGCAACAGGGAAGACUGUGUGGAUAGAAGGGCUAAGUGAAGAUGGCUAUACCUAUUAUUAUAAUACAGAAACGGGGGAAUCCAGAUGGGAAAAACCUGAUGAUUUCAUUCCACACUCCGGUGAUCUGCCUUCUAGUAAAGUCAAUGAAAAGUCACUUGGCACCCUAGAAGAGUCCAAAUCAUCAGAUUCACAUGGUGAGUCUGAUGGCGAACAAGAAGCAGAAAAGGAGAAAAAAAAAGAAGAGAUCCCAACAGAAACACAGAAGCUAAUAAUAAAGUUUAAGGAAAAAAAUAAAAAUAGUAAUAAAAGAACUGAACCAGAAACACAGAAAGAAAAAAAUACCCAAGGGAAGAAUUCAUCAGGUCCAAGUGAAGAAAAACCCAAAGAAAAAAAUACCCAAGGGAAGAAUUCAUCAGGUUCAAAUGAAGAAAAACCCAAAGCUCAUAAAAAGCCAAACCCAUAUGGAGAAUGGCAGGAAAUUAAACCAGAAGUUGAGUCCCAUGAGGAGGUAGAUUUGGAGCUUCCAAGCACUGAAAAUGAAUAUGUGUCAACUUCGGAGGCUGAUGCUGCUGGGGAACCCCAACUGGUUUUUAAAGAAAAAACAGUCACUUCUCUUGGAGUCGUGGCAGAUGGAGUGGCCCCAGUCUUCAAAAAGAGAAGAAUUGAAAAUGGAAAGUCUAGAAAUUUAAGGCAACGAGGUGAUGAUCAGUAAUUAUAAGAAAGCACUUAAUGUGUGCUUUUUGGACAUAAUGGAGACUGUACAUCUUUAAAAGCUCCUUUGUGUUUGUUUUACAUUAUUUAAGUGAUAAAAAUUUAGACUUACUCUGAAUGUAUUUUAUGUGAAUUUAAAAUAAAUCUUUUUCAUGUGAAAUUGAUUUUUGUUCCUAAAAUGGAAGCCUACCACAUUGCAUUAUAAUACAGUGUAUUAUCUUCAGUGUCCAAAAACUGGUAAUUAUGUCAUAAUAUAAGAUGCUAUGUAUCUGUUAUUUAAAACGUUUAUUCCAUUCUUCCUCUUAUGAACAUACUUGUACUGCACUGAAAAUGAAUUACCUUUGCACACUGAUAUUAUCCAAGAAAUAAGAAUUAUACCACAAAAGAGAAGAUUCGUAGUCCAUGAUGAUUCAGUUUUGAGGAUCCUGUCAGAAAGGCUGAUGUAGAAAGUAUAUGCAUAUCUUGCUUACUUUUUUCAACUUAAGGUCAAGGACCAAGAACCAGGACUGUAGCUCAGGUAGUGGUUAAUAGGGAAUGAAAAUCGGACCAAAGGAAGAUAAGCGUAUCUGCCUGGUUCAGUGCAAAGCAAUAGUCAUUGCAUCGGCAUUUUCACCUUCAGCCAGGCACUGUGCUAGGAACUGGGGGUGUAACGGUUCUUCACAAAUUCUCAUUCAAACAAUCUUUUUCCCCAGUCAUGCACUCUGUGCACCGGCCUUAUAUGUACUGGAAAAUAUUUUUUAGGGUUUAUUUAAAACUCCGUAGAUGAAGUCGUGAACAAAAAUAGUAAGGUCUCUGACUUCGGUGAAAAGUUUUAGUGUUUCUUCAGACAGAUUGGAAAUUUCCCAUUUCCUGGUUAAAUUUCUUGAAAAGUGGAACUUUCUUAUUUAAUCCAUUUGAAAUAGGUACCUUCCCUUUAUUAUUCCAAAUUCUUAAGAUUAUAUUUUUUAUAAGUUGUACAGUAGUUAACAUUUGGCAGUAAAUAUUUGUCUUUUUAAGGUUACUAGUGUACAUGUAAGAAAAUUAUAGCUUAUUAAAAACUUUUAUGAAAGUCAAUUAAAUAGUUUUUAUUUUUUCUUCUAAUACUGAUCAGUGUCAACUUAGCGUUGGUGAGAGAGUAUUUGGAGACUUGUAUUUGUUUAGUGUACUUAUUUGAGUAUUUCACGAAUGUAUAGCAUUAUGGAGAAGUACAUUCUGGAAGCCCAUUUGUCAUCUAGCUAAUAAGCAGUGCGUUUUGGUACUAGGCUUUCCUCAAUUGGAAAAGCUAAUAAGACCAUAAAUGGAAUACUGCUAUGUUUUACACACAUAUUUGGCUUAUAUAAAAUAUGCAAAUUUAAAGACAUUUUCAAAACC